AUGAACACCAACGAAACCCAAUGGGGUCCCAAGGCAUGGCGUCUUCUCUCUCUGGUUCGCGCCCAAUCCCCUCUCAUCCAAUGCAUAACCAACUUCGUCUCCAUGGACAUCGUCGCCAACACCCUCCUCUCCGCCGGCGCCUCCCCCGCCAUGCUCCACGCCGCCCAGGAGCUCUCUGACUUCACUCCCCGCGUCGCCGCCCUCUGCGUCAACGUCGGCACCCUCUCCCCCUCCUGGCUCCCCGCGAUGAAGGCCGCUGCUCAAAUCUGCAACGAGCACCGCACACCCUGGGUCCUGGACCCCGUCGCUGCCUCCGCCUCGGCCUUCCGCUUCGAAGCCUGCCGGGAACUGCUCCGCCUCAAGCCCACCGUCGUCAGGGGAAACGCCUCUGAGAUCAUCGCGCUCUCACUCGCAUUUGCUGAACUUCACACAAACCUCUCCAAGGGUGUCGACAGUGUUCACGAGUCAAUGGAUGCAGUUGAAGCUGCAAAACUCUUGGCUCAGACAAGUGGUGCCGUAGUUGCAGUGUCAGGAGCGACUGACAUUGUCACGGAUGGAAAUCGAGUUUUUGGUGCUCACAAUGGGGUGGCUAUGAUGCAAAAAAUAACAGCAACUGGGUGUUCAGUCACUGCACUGAUUGCUGCCUUUGUUGCCGUUGACAAAGACCAUGCUUUGGAUGCGGCUGUGUCAGCAUUAGCUGUAUUUGGUGUUGCUGGUGAGCAAGGAAUGAAGAUGGCUAAAGGUCCUGCAUCGUUGCGAGUGCACUUGAUCGAUGCACUCUAUGGACUUGAUGAAGCUACCUUGAAUUCUCAUGUGAAUAUCACCCAUUUGUGUUGA
Sphenostylis stenocarpa is the source of this 837-nucleotide messenger RNA. NCBI's taxonomy places the organism in Eukaryota, Viridiplantae, Streptophyta, Magnoliopsida, Fabales, Fabaceae. The record is from the annotation of a GenBank genome assembly.